AGGGGAGAGGGAGGGAGGGAGGAGCGGCGGCGGCGGCGCCGGGGUCCUCUCCGCACCCUCCCCCUGGGCAGGAGCCCCCUCAAAGCGGCCUCGGCCCCCGACGCGGGGCCGCCCCUCGGCGCCCGCGCCCGCCCGCCCGCCCGGAAUGAUGAAGAAGAACAAUUCCACCAAGCGGGGGCCUCAGGAUGGAAAUCAUCAGUCUGCACCGCCUGAGAAGGUCGGCUGGGUCCGGAAAUUCUGCGGGAAAGGGAUUUUCAGGGAGAUUUGGAAAAACCGCUACGUGGUGCUGAAAGGGGACCAGCUCUACAUCUCCGAAAAAGAGGUAAAAGAUGAGAAAAAUAUUCAAGAGGUGUUUGACCUGAGUGACUAUGAGAAGUGUGAAGAGCUCCGGAAAUCCAAGAGCAGGAGCAAGAAGAAUCAUAGCAAGUUCACUCUUGCCCACUCCAAACAGCCUGGGAACACGGCACCCAACUUGAUCUUCCUGGCAGUGAGUCCAGAAGAGAAGGAAUCAUGGAUCAACGCCCUCAACUCUGCCAUCACCCGAGCCAAGAACCGCAUCUUGGAUGAGGUCACCGUUGAGGAGGACAGCUAUCUCGCACACCCAACUCGAGACAGGGCAAAAAUCCAGCACUCCCGCCGCCCCCCAACUCGGGGACACCUAAUGGCUGUGGCUUCAACCUCUACCUCGGAUGGCAUGCUGACCUUGGACCUGAUCCAGGAGGAAGACCCUUCCCCUGAGGAACCAACCUCCUGUGCUGAGAGCUUUCGAGUCGACCUGGACAAGUCUGUGGCCCAGCUGGCAGGCAGCCGGCGGAGAGCAGACUCAGACCGCAUCCAGCCCUCCUCGGACCGGGCAAGCGGCCUUCCCCGACUUUGGGAAAAGCCAGACAGAGGGGCCACCUACACCCCCCAGGCACCCAAGAAGUUGAGCCCCGCAGAAAAAGGCCGCUGUGCCUCCCUGGAGGAGAUCCUGUCUCAGCGGGACACUGCCGCAGCCCGCACCCUCCAACUGCGGGCCCAGGACCCCCCGACCCCCAUCCCACCCCACCCGGGGCAGCUGUCCCGGAUCCAGGACCUGGUAGCAAGGAAACUGGAGAAGACUCAGGAGCUGCUGGCAGAGGUUCAGGGACUGGGAGACGGGAAGCGAAAGGCCAAGGACCCCCCUCGGUCUCCUCCCGAUUCUGAGUCAGAACAGCUGCUGCUGGAGACGGAGCGGCUGCUGGGAGAGGCGUCAUCAAAUUGGAGCCAGGCGAAGAGGGUGCUGCAGGAAGUCAGGGAGCUGAGGGACCUGUACAGACAGAUGGACCUGCAGACCCCCGACUCCCACCUCAGACAGCCCAGCCAGCAUAGCCAGUACCGGAAGAGCCUGAUGUAGAGGAAGGUGACAGAGUCUGGAACAUGUGGGGGUGGACAGACUCUUAUCUUCAAGUGUUGCAGGAUACAGCUUUUUUAUUUACCUCAGUCAAAAAAGAAAACAAAAACACAAUCAAAUUCGUUGCUCUUGCUGCUGCCCGACCCUCCUACAGCCCUUAUUUCCCAAACUCCUUUCCCCCCAUCUGUCUCUCUGAGACCUAAAUUGCCUCAGAUCUGGGGAGGAGGUGACCCCUACAGCAGUAUUAAGAAGCUUUCACCUGGAUGAAGAGAGAGAGGGUAACGAAGGCACAGCCUGACCAUGUUACACGCACCACCCCUCUUGAGGUGUGGUGAGGAAUAUACUGCUGCUCCCAAGGAUGUAUCUGGGCUCCUAGGUUUAGAGGGGGAGGUGUGGGGCGUCUCUUGUGUCCCAUUCCAAGUUUUCAAUCUGAGGGUGAAAUUUCAGCCACUCAGCCCUAGCUCGAGAGAUGUGGGAGCCAGUGCCACCUGUCCACGCACACAGAAGUGAAAUUUAUCCCAGCCCCGAGGAGGGUUUGUGCAAUUAAAACACCUCCAGCCCCACCGCCAGGCACUGGCUUCUCACGCCUAGCAGCCUCUGAUUGAGAUCAAGCUGCCUGGCUUUCUUGUAUGAGGUGUUUCUUCCCUUCAUCUCACACCCUUCCCAACACUGAUUCAGAGAUACAGCCCUGGACGGAUGGGAUGGAUUUGGUCAUUUGGUUAGGGGCGCCUAGCACAGGGGAACCGGGGACAGUCAACCCCACGGAAGAACCAAACUAAAAAGGAAACUGAUUUGUGAUGCAAGCUGGGUAGGAUGAAGGGGAAAACCAAAUAUAUGCCCAGGUUCCUCUUUCGGCCAAGCUAGGGUUUCCUGUAGCCUCUCCCUCUCCUUCCUCGAACCUUGCUUCCAACACUAAUCAAGCCCCAGCUUUAGAAAAACAUGUUUAUGCUCACACCACCACCCUACUGACCACCUCUGGAGCUGCCAGACUCCCCGACAUUCUUGUCUGUGGUGGAGACUACACAACUCACUGUGAUUGCUUCUUCCCUCUGAAGUUUCUAACAUCAGGUUUGAUAACAGUGAUAGUGUCCAGAGAAGAAGGCGACAGAUGAAUGAUUUUUGGAAAGAAGGGGACAGCCCCAUGAAUCGAGUAAUGAAGGGUUAAAAAAAACACUUUGAAGUACAGUUGACCCUUGAAAAGUGCGAGGGUUAAUCCACCUGUAAAUUAA
Molecule: messenger RNA, 2601 nt
Organism: Mesoplodon densirostris (Blainville's beaked whale)
Lineage: Eukaryota; Metazoa; Chordata; Mammalia; Artiodactyla; Ziphiidae
Gene: PLEKHO1
Product: pleckstrin homology domain containing O1
Exons: 6
Coding region: 146-1375 (409 amino acids)
Biological process (GO): regulation of myoblast fusion
Cellular component (GO): muscle cell projection membrane; ruffle membrane
Source: RefSeq, a predicted model, not a curated record